Molecule: messenger RNA, 3545 nt
Organism: Umbelopsis ramanniana AG
Lineage: Eukaryota; Fungi; Mucoromycota; Umbelopsidomycetes; Umbelopsidales; Umbelopsidaceae
Exons: 6
Coding region: 35-3346 (1103 amino acids)
Biological process (GO): tricarboxylic acid cycle
Cellular component (GO): mitochondrion; oxoglutarate dehydrogenase complex
Molecular function (GO): oxoglutarate dehydrogenase (succinyl-transferring) activity; thiamine pyrophosphate binding
Source: RefSeq, a predicted model, not a curated record
CGUUUACCCAACAAACAUAAAGUGAAAUUGUGUCAUGCACCGGCUAAUCACUGUCAAACGCCGUUUGCCAGGUCUCUUGUACGUCCAGCAUACGCCUAGUAGCUAUUAUGUGACGAGUCGAAAACUACACACCUCAAGAACAACUUCACAGCAAGAGUCCGGAUAUUCCCAGGCUAUGUAUUCGGAAUGGAAACGGGAUCCCCAAGCUGUUCAUGAAUCCUGGAGGAAGUAUUUCGAGAGUGGCGGUGCUCCUUCAAGUGCAGCUGCUUCUAGCUCAACUGUAGAGUCGCCCGUUCUGGUGCCGAUUGGUAGUGCACGGUUACCAAGUUUGCCCGACGCGGUACCUCUUGACAGCAGCGAAGAUGUAAUGGACCACAUGAAGAUACAGCUACUUGUUCGAGCGUACCAAGCGCGAGGUCAUCAUAUCGCUAAGUUGGAUCCGCUAGGGAUUCUGGACCCCGACCUGGACCCCGAAGCUCCCAAGGAACUGAAGCUCUCCUACUAUGGAUUUAAAGACAACGACUUGGAAAAGACGUUUACUCUGGGACCUGGUGCAUUGCCUGGUAUAGGACAAAGCAAGUUAACUCUGCAACAAAUUGUUGACCACUUGAAACAUAUAUACUGUGGUUCCAUCGGCACUGAAUACAUUCAUAUACCCAACAAAGAUGAAUGCGAUUGGCUCAGGGAAAGACUAGAAAAGGUCAAACCUUAUGAAUUUUCUCGUGAUGAAAAGUACAUGAUGUUGGACCGUUUGAUGUGGUCUAGUAUUUUUGAGCUAUUUGUGGCAAAGAAAUACCCAGGAGAAAAAAGAUUUGGUCUUGAAGGAGCCGAAUCUUUGAUAGCUGGAAUGAAAGCCAUGGUUGAUCGCUCAGUGGAUCAUGGUGUUCAAUCUAUUAUCAUAGGUAUGCCACAUCGAGGAAGACUUAAUAUCUUGAGUAAUGUGAUUCGAAAGCCAAAUGAAUCCAUCUUCUGCGAAUUCAUGGGUGUGCAGUCGUCUUCCGUGGAAGGAUCCGGCGAUGUCAAGUACCAUCUCGGCAUGAACUACGUUCGGCCAACACCAUCUGGAAAACGAGUCCAUCUUUCUCUGAUCGCAAAUCCUGCGCACUUGGAAGCAGUUGGUCCUGUAGUGCUUGGAAAAACCAAAGCUUUACAGUUCUACAAUGAUGAUGAAGCGCAUGAUAGUGCACUUGCCAUCAUUUUACACGGUGAUGCAGCUUUUGCUGCUCAAGGAGUCGUGUAUGAAAGCAUGAGUUUCCACGACACUCCUGAAUACGCUACAGGUGGUUGCAUUCACGUUGUUGUCAAUAAUCAAAUUGGUUUUACUACGGAUCCUCGAUAUGCUCGAUCAACACCCUAUUGCACUGAUAUCGCAAAGUCUAUCAACGCACCUAUCCUCCAUGUAAAUGCAGACGAUGUGGAAGCCGUUACCUUUGUCAUGCAGUUAGCCGCUGAUUGGCGAAAGACUUUCAAGAAAGACAUUGUUGUGGAUUUGGUAUGCUACCGACGACACGGUCACAAUGAAGCGGAUCAGCCGUCAUUUACACAGCCAGCUAUGUAUGACAAAAUCGCGAAGCAAAAGCCUGUGCUGGAUCAAUAUAUCGAACAACUUAAGAAAGAAGGAGUGUUCUCAGACAAGGACAUUGAAGAAAAUAGAAAUCGAAUUGAAAAGCUUUUGGAAGAGAGCUAUGCUCGUAGCAAGGAUUACAAUCCUACUUCGCGUGAAUGGCUUUCCAGCUCCUGGCCAGGCUUCAGAUCUCCAAAGGAAGUCGCUGAAAACAUUCUUCCUCAGCCAAAUACUGGUGUGCCUAAGGACAUUUUGGAAAAAGUAGGACGUGCUAUUAGCCACACACCAGAAGACUUUACUGUCCACCGGGGUGUUCAACGAAUCUUGAGCACUCGAGAAAAGAACAUCCAAGCAGGUAAGGAUAUUGACUGGUCCACUGCUGAGGCUUUGGCUGUCGGAACACUUCUUUUGGAAGGCAAGCAUGUCCGUAUCUCUGGACAGGAUGUUGAGCGUGGCACAUUCUCCCAGCGACAUGCCAUAUUGCAUGAUCAAAAGAAGGAAGAGCAAUACACUCCACUGAAGCACAUUAGCGAGGAUCAAGCAAAAUUCAGCAUCUCCAAUUCUACCUUGUCAGAGUAUGGUGUUUUGGGCUUUGAAUUGGGCUACAGUUUGGCGGAUCCCAAUUCUUUGGUGAUUUGGGAAGCUCAGUUUGGAGAUUUCGCUAACACAGCCCAGUGCAUCAUUGACCUUUUCAUUGCCUCCGGUGAAAAGAAAUGGCUACAAAGAACUGGCCUUACCUUAUCUCUUCCACAUGGAUAUGAUGGCCAAGGACCAGAGCAUUCCUCUACAAGAAUCGAACGGUUCCUCCAGCUUUGUGACGACCAUCCCUACAUUUAUCCUUCGGAAGAAAAAUUGCAGAGGAUACACCAAGAUUGCAACAUGCAAGUCGUUUAUCCUACUACACCAGCUAAUUACUUCCAUGCUUUACGACGCCAAAUUCAUCGUGAAUAUCGUAAACCAUUGAUUUUACCCUUUUCCAAAUCACUCCUUCGACAUCCACUUGCAAAAUCGUCUUUGGAAGAUAUGACAGGCGAUAAUGGAUUCAAGCUUUAUAUACCAGAGCCUCAUCCAGAUAGUCUUGCUGCUCCCGAAGAGAUUAAGAAGCAUGUAUUGUGUUCUGGCCAGGUCUACUAUGCUCUACUACGUGCUCGCGAUGAGAAUAAAUUGAACGACAUUGCUAUAUCAAGAAUUGAGCAGAUCAGUCCUUUCCCAUGGAGCCAAGUCAAGGAACAUGUUGACAAAUAUCCUAAUGCACAAAUCGUGUGGUGCCAGGAAGAGCCGUUGAAUAUGGGUGCAUGGCAAUAUGUUCAGCCACGCCUCAUUACAACUCUUGCCGAGACGCAACAUCAUAAAGAUACCUUCCCCAUCUACGCCUCACGCCCUCCAUCUGCCUCAAUAGCAACCGGAAACAAGAGGCAACAUAAGCAAGAGGAAUACUCAUUCCUGUCAAAGGCCUUACUUGGAGUAACAAAGCCAGAGCCCAAGGAUGUGGUGUCUGGUGUGCCUAUCUGGGAUAUACCCUCAGAUGCGGAACGCGUCAUCGACAACACCGUAUCUUCCAAAGACACCGGGCGACCUCCUUCUCCCAGUGUCCCACAACAAGCAUCUUCACAGCAGACAUCGUCUUCAUCUCCGUCACCCAAGGAAGAUGGUCAUAAGGACGCAGUUCUCGAAGCCUUAGGCGGUGCAGUCGACGCUAUUCCAAAAGAGGAGCAGAACGAUGCACCUCAGAAAGAACAGCAAUCAAAAGGAUUUUUUGGAUGGAUCUCUGGAAGGCGAUAGGGAAACAUUUCUAAUCUUCUAGCUUUUUAUACGAAGUGAAUACAUGCUAUGUGAUAGAGACGGUCACGAUAACCUAACUUUACAAGAUAGGAUAUGCAAUAAGUUAAAUGUUUUAGGAGGGUGCAUCAUGUUUAGGCGGGCUAAGCAGUAUGGGAAUAAAUAGCAUCUCUAGUAGAGUACGUUACGGACAUGAAUAGAC